Molecule: messenger RNA, 1308 nt
Organism: Trichoplusia ni (cabbage looper)
Lineage: Eukaryota; Metazoa; Arthropoda; Insecta; Lepidoptera; Noctuidae
Gene: emc
Product: protein extra-macrochaetae-like
Exons: 2
Coding region: 90-518 (142 amino acids)
Biological process (GO): circadian regulation of gene expression; cell differentiation; negative regulation of transcription by RNA polymerase II
Cellular component (GO): cytoplasm; nucleus
Molecular function (GO): transcription regulator activity; protein dimerization activity
Source: RefSeq, a predicted model, not a curated record
UCCUCAUUCCUCGCUCGCUACUCGCGCCCAACGCACGUCCCGCGUUUGUGUUUGUUCCAACCCAGUGUUCGUGUUCAGUGAUAGUCACAAUGAAAGCGAUAACAGCAGUGUGCGCGACCGGCGCCUCCGUCCCGGCAAUCGCCAGCGGCCGAGUGCAGCGGCACCGCGACGGCGAGAAUGCCGAGAUCCAGAUGUACCUCUCCAAGCUGCAGGAUCUGGUGCCCUUCAUGCCCAAGAACAGAAAGAUCUCCAAGUUGGAGGUGAUCCAGCACGUGAUCGACUACAUCUGCGACCUUCAGUCGGCGCUGGAGAACCACCCCGCCAUGGAGCAGUUCGACGCAGAGGGCGCUUUGGCGGCUCCGCCGUGCGCCGCGGCGCCGCAGCCUCGCGCGCACCGGCGCCCGCUCGGGCCCCGCGCCGCGCCCAACACCUUCCUGCGCCAGACAACCCCUAGCCAGGAGCACAGAAAUCAAAUUACGCCUGAAAAGCAAAACCAACCGGACAGGCCCUCGUGCUAAGUGUUGACUAGAAUAAGAGAGACAAUAUAAUUUAUGGUAAUGUUUAUAUACCUCGAGAGGGCCGCGCCGCACCCCGGGCCCCGGGCCCCGGCCGGGAGCCCCGCGCCCCGCGCCCCAGUUCCAGUGAACAUCAUCAGCGACGAUGAUAUCCUAUGCACGAUCUCGUUACGAUCAGUAAACUACUUUAAUGUAAUUGUUUUGUGGCAUUACACGCAGAAGACUUGAGCAUUGCAAUGCAAUCCCCCGCGCUCGCCUGGAGAGCCGCGGCUUGUUUUGUUAUAAUGUUUUGUGUAAAAAGCUUUACUAGGUAGUUAGUAGUGUAAUAAAUGUAAAUUUUCCAUGUUUGUAAAUAAGUAUGUUGAGUGGUUUUGUGGUACAUCCAGGAGACGAUCUGUCGAACAUCAAAUUAUAUAUUUUGUAAUAAAUAGAUACUUAUUACUAUUCAGAACACUUCACGUACAAAUUGCCGUAGUAUUUCAUUUCUUUGUAAAUCUUUUUUUGUUAGAGAAUGACAAUCCUAUCUUUUAGUUAUAAAACUAAUGCUUCCAUUUAUAUCAAAGAAGUGAACCGGUUGAAAGUCGGUUCACGUAUAUAAUUAUAUUAUUUUAAGUUAUUUCAUGAGUGUGAUUUUGCAUGGCGAUUUUGUUUCUAAUAAAUGUUCAAAUAUUAUUAUGUGAGUGCUUCACGCAAAUUUUCUAUUAUUAACUUAUGAUUUGUGUUUAGCACAUUACUUUAUGUAAAUAAUGUAAGUAAAAAACUAAAUGAAUAUAAAAAUACUGAAAAUUAUCGA